UUUCUUCCGCUUCUCUAUAAAUAAAUGCCGAGAGACGCCUGGGAAUCCCUCUCCCGUCGCCAUCGAUCGUCGCCGGUCUGGAUUCCGCCCGAGGGAGGUCGGCGGCGAGACCCUCGUCUCGAUCGCAGUGAUCGAAGCAGAUUGCUCUUCGUCGGUGAAAUCAUAGUGUUUUUUCGGUGGUUCUGCGUUUGCUUGUUCUCGAUUUGUUGGAUUUGAGUGGUUAAUUGUGGGAAAUUCGGCGGAUUCGAAGAGAUCGGGGGUUUCUACGCUUGUUUUGGUGAAUUUAAGGGUAACGAACUUGGCAUUUGGAAAAAACACACUGGCGGAGAAUAGGAGAGCAUCCUCAUGCUGUAUGAAGGCAGCAGUCGUUGUGUUUGUUGGUCUGUGCUUGGUUGGAAUAUGGAUGUUGACUUCCUCCAACAUAGGCCCUGAAGAUCUAUCUUAUAUAAUUCCCAGAUCGGAGGUCAAAGACAAAGCUUCCACUCCAUCUUUAGAUAGGUCAGACACUGAUGAUGUCAGGAGUGGGGAUACUGGAGAUCCUGAGAACACUGUUGAACCGAAAUCGGAUUCCAAGGAAGAGGAUGAGCCUUCAAAGAGGAAUGGAGACAGAAAGGUUGCAUUUGAUGACACUUCCGAAACUGAUACAUCAACUGUUGAAAAUAGUGGAGAAACAUUUGAGGAUAUGGUGCUGGAAAAUGAAGACAGACCACAGAAAGAUGAAAAAUCUGACGUUGUUGGAUCUCAGGAGACGGUUGAGAAUUUUCCUCCUGAGAAUCAGUCAGAAAGUUUGAACGAGAUCGGUAGCCAGAAUGGGUCUCCACAUGUAGUAGAGUGGAAGGAUGAGGAGGUGGUAGAAGCAUCCUCACCAGAGGACCAGAUCACUGAUCGCGACUGGAAACUUUGUAGUGUCACUGCAAGAGCAGAUUACAUUCCGUGUCUUGACAAUGAGGCAGCUCUUAAGAAACUCCGGAGUACCAAGCACUAUGAACACAGGGAGAGACACUGCCCUGAACAGGCCCGAACAUGCCUUGUUCCUCUUCCUGAGGGAUAUAAACAGUCAAUCAAGUGGCCGGAGAGCAGGGACAAGAUAUGGUAUAAUAAUGUUCCGCACACCAAGCUUGUAGCAUAUAAAGGACACCAAAAUUGGGCGAACAUUUCAGGACAGCAUAUCAGUUUUCCAGGAGGUGGAACUCAGUUCAAGCGUGGUGCAUUUCACUACAUUGAUUUUAUUCAAGAGUCAUGGCCAGAUUUGGCUUGGGGGAGAAAAAGUCGUGUUAUUUUGGAUGUUGGUUGUGGAGUGGCUAGCUUUGGAGGUUAUCUCUUUGACAGAGGUGUGCUUACUAUGUCAUUUGCUCCCAAAGAUGAGCAUGAAGCCCAAGUGCAAUUUGCUCUUGAGAGAGGCAUUCCAGCUAUAUCAGCUGUGAUGGGCACAAAACGGCUUCCAUUUCCAAGCAAGGUCUUUGAUGUCAUACACUGUGCACGCUGUAGAGUACCAUGGCAUAUUGAAGGUGGUGUGCUUUUGUUGGAGUUGAACCGGUUGCUCCGUCCUGGUGGUUUUUUUGUAUGGUCUGCAACUCCAGUUUACCAAAAGUCACUCGAAGAUAUGGCGAUCUGGCAAGCCAUGUCUGCGCUGACAAAAUCAAUGUGCUGGAAGAUGGUGGCUAAAAGAAAAGACAAAGUAAACAAUAUUGGCGUAGCUAUCUACAGAAAACCUUCUGACAAUAGUUGCUAUGAUAAAAGAGCAGAACAAAAUCCUCCUAUAUGUCAAAAAUCUGAUGAUCCAGAUGUAGCCUGGUAUGUCCCCCUGCAAGCAUGCAUGCACAGGUUGCCAGUCGAUUCUAGUAAUCAUGGGCUGGUUUGGCCUUAUGAUUGGCCGGCAAGACUUGAGAAAGCACCUUACUGGAUGAACACUUCUCCAAUUGGAGUUUAUGGUAGACCUGCACCACAAGACUUUACGGCAGACUAUGAACAUUGGAAACAUGUGGUUAGCAACUCAUAUGUUAACGGAAUUGGUAUCGACUGGUCUAGUGUGAGGAAUGUCAUGGACAUGAGAUCUGUUUAUGGAGGUUUUGCUGCAGCUUUGCAAGAGAUGAAGAAGGUCUGGGUGAUGAACAUUGUCUUGAUUGAUUCACCUGACACUCUUCCCAUUAUCUAUGACCGCGGGCUCUUCGGACUCUAUCAUGACUGGUGUGAAUCAUUUAGCACCUACCCGAGAACAUACGAUCUUCUCCAUGCAGACCAUCUAUUCUCCAAACUGAAGAAGAGGUGCAGAAUAUUGCCCAUAAUUGUCGAGGUAGACCGGAUGCUAAGACCCGGAGGAAAUCUGAUCGUAAGAGACCAUGUCGAUACAAUUUCCUCAAUAGAGAAUCUUGCUAAAUCUCUUCACUGGAAAAUCCGAAUGACAUUCUCAAAGGGCAAAGAAGGAUUGUUGUAUGCUCAGAAGUCAAUGUGGCGACCAUCAGAGUCUGAAACAAACACACCAUAACACUGUAGAUACCCUGCACCUCCAUCUGCAUAGUUUUAUAAAUAAAUUUUGAUAUUUUCAUUCAGUGUUUGUAUGAUUUGAUUGCCCUCGAGUAAUAGCAACUUCUAAAACAUAAUCGAAUACUAAAUCUCUUGACCAACAA
Molecule: messenger RNA, 2627 nt
Organism: Zingiber officinale
Lineage: Eukaryota; Viridiplantae; Streptophyta; Magnoliopsida; Zingiberales; Zingiberaceae
Product: probable methyltransferase PMT26
Exons: 10
Coding region: 353-2485 (710 amino acids)
Cellular component (GO): trans-Golgi network; cytoplasm; endosome
Molecular function (GO): methyltransferase activity
Source: RefSeq, a predicted model, not a curated record